Messenger RNA from Aspergillus pseudoviridinutans, 612 nucleotides. RefSeq names its product GNAT family N-acetyltransferase. The record is from RefSeq and is a predicted model, not a curated record. The transcript has 3 exons. Gene Ontology annotation, molecular function: acyltransferase activity, transferring groups other than amino-acyl groups. NCBI's taxonomy places the organism in Eukaryota, Fungi, Ascomycota, Eurotiomycetes, Eurotiales, Aspergillaceae. Bases 1 to 612 code for a protein of 203 amino acids.
AUGGAAGACUCGUUCCCCCCACCCUUUCGCACCGCCCGCCUACAAUUCCACCCGAUGGUCGACGCCGACGCGGCGGGCAUCCACGCUAUCCGCGGGUUAGAGGAGGUCAUGAAAUGGAGUCUGAAAAAGGUCCCUGAUGCGGAUCUCGCGACGACAAGGGAAUGGGUGGAGGAGUACCUGCGGCCGCAGCAGCGGGAGCCUGGGAAUGUGGGGUAUGUGCUUCGGGAGAUUGAGUCUGAGUCUGAGGCUUCUGGGGCGGGUGGAGAUGGAAAUGGCAAAGGCCGGAUUAUCGCUUCUAUUGGCUUGCGUUAUGGGCUUGUUGAGGAGCUGGGGGGAAAGCGCUGGGAGCUGGGAUAUAUCUUUCACCCUGACUUCUGGGGGAAGGGGUAUGCGACUGAGGCCGUGAGGGGGUUGAUGGGUGCGUGGCCGGGGAUCUAUCAGAGGGUUAAUUGGGGGGAUGUGCAGCAGGAGAGGAGCGGAGAGGUGGUUGCUAUUACGGACAAGGGCAAUGAGCCGAGUAUGCGUGUUUUGAGGAAAUGUGGGUUUGAAGCUGUGGAGGAGUUUGUGGACAAGGAUGGGACGGUGUGUGUGGUUUUUGUUCAUAGGUGUUAG